Messenger RNA from Cokeromyces recurvatus, 1548 nucleotides. RefSeq names its product cytochrome P450. The transcript has 2 exons. Gene Ontology annotation, biological process: sterol metabolic process. The record is from RefSeq and is a predicted model, not a curated record. Gene Ontology annotation, molecular function: monooxygenase activity; oxidoreductase activity, acting on paired donors, with incorporation or reduction of molecular oxygen; iron ion binding. Lineage: Eukaryota; Fungi; Mucoromycota; Mucoromycetes; Mucorales; Mucoraceae. The coding region runs from base 1 to 1548 and encodes 515 amino acids.
AUGAACAGCACUUUAACUCAAAUCGCUUCUGAACAAUUGAAAAAGAGCUUCACGACUACUGUCAUCGAAAAGACAGGUUUGUCCCCUCUUGCAUUAACAAUUACUGUUAUACUUGGUUUGUUACUUUGGGAACAAGUUGAUUAUUUAAGAAAAAAGAAACAUUUACCUGGACCUGCCUUCAAGAUUCCUAUUAUUGGUGCUAUGAUGGACUCUAUGAAGCCUACAUUUGAUAAGUAUAACGCAAAAUGGAAGAGCGGUGAUUUAUCUUGUGUUAGUGUUUUUAAUAGAUUUAUUGUUAUCGCUUCUAACUGUGAAUUCAGUCGUAAAAUUCUCAAUGCUCCUGCAUUUGUUAAACCUGCUGUUGUUGAUUCUAUGAAAUAUAUUCUUUGUGAUGAUAACUGGGUUUUCAUGGAUGGUAAAGAACAUAAUAAUUAUCGUAGAGGACUCAACAUUCUUUUCCAAAGAAAGGCACUUGGAAGUUAUCUUCCUAUCAUGGAUAAAUGUUAUCAAAAGUUUUUUGAUGAAUGGCUUUCUCAUGAAGGAAAAGUUAGAAGAUAUCAAUGGGAUUUCAGAGAAUUAAACAUGCAAUCCUCUCUUCGUGUCUUUAUGGGCUGGUUUAUGCCUGAAGAGGUUGCAAAGAAAUGUUCUGAUGAAUACUUUAAUAUUACUGCUGCUCUUGAACUCGUUAAUUUCCCUAUUCCCCUUCCUGGUACAAAAGUGUAUAAGGCCAUGAAAUCUCGUGAAUAUAUUUACAAUGCCUUUAUCGAGUCUAUUAAAGAUGCUCGUAUUCGUAUUGAUAAUGGAGGUGAACCCACUUGUCUUUUGGAUAAUUGGUUGAUCGCUAUGAAAGAAAAUGAAAAGGAAUGUGAAUUGAAGGGUAAACCUGCUCCUCAUAAGUUCUCUAAUCGUGAAAUUGCUUUAACUAUCUUGACUUUCUUAUUUGCUUCUCAAGAUGCUACUUCUUCUGGUCUUACUUGGACCUUCCAACUUUUAGCUGAUCACCCCGAGGUUAUGAAGAAGGUGUAUGAUGAACAGGAUCGUAUUCGUGCGGAUAAUCCUGAUCAGCCUCUUACCUUUGAAUUAAUGGAGAAAUCGGUUUAUUUGCGUCAAGUUGUUAAGGAAUCUCUUCGUCUUAAACCUCCAGUCUUAAUGGUUCCUUAUCAAACACAUAGAGAUUAUCCUAUUUCUGAAGACUACACUAUCCCUGCUAAUUCUAUGGUUAUUCCCACGACUUACCCUGCUCUUCAUGACCCUGUCGCUUAUCCUAACCCUGAUUCAUUUGAUCCUGAUCGUUGGGGACCUGAAGGAUGUGCAGAAAAUUAUCCAAAGAAUUUCAUGGUCUUUGGUAAUGGACCUCAUCACUGUCUUGGUAAAGAAUAUGCUAUUCUUCACUUGAUGUCUACUAUUGCACAAGCUACACAAAGACUUGAGUUUAAACAUUAUCCUACACCCGAUUCUGACACCAUCUGGCUCUUUGCUACUACUUAUCCUAAGGAUGAAUGUCAUAUGAGUUUCCAUCCUAGAACAAAGAGACCUUUUACUAUUUAA